AUGAAGAAGGAGGAAACGGGGUCCUCUGACUGCCUGGUAAGCAGCGAUGAGAAAAUCAUCAUCACGAGAUGGCUGGACAACAGAGCGGUGACCCUAGCCUCAAAUUUCCUCGGCAUUGAUGACGAGGAUAAGGUGUCACGAUGGAGCAAAGCAGACGGGAAAUAUGUAAACGUGAAACGUCCCGCAGUUGUCCGCGAGUACAACCGAAGUAUGGGAGGCGUAGACAAGACAGACUUUCUGAUAAGCCUCUACCGAACAUUCAUUCGCAGCCGAAAAUGGACACUGCGAGUUAUCACGCAUUUUAUGAACCUGUCCGUGACUAACUCCUGGCUCGAGUACAGGCGUGACGCUGAAGUUCAAGGGCUAAGGGAGAAGAUGGAUUUGCUCGAAUUUACUCUAAGUGUCGUGGAAAGUCUAGCAAAAGCUGGUUCUCCUGAUCUGCCACGCAAACGUGGAAGGCCAUCCUCCUCUCCCCUGCAGCCACUCAAAAGGCAAAAUUGCACAUCCCAGCGACCAGAGUACCACGUGAGAUAUGAUCAAGUCGGGCACUGGCCGCUCAUGGCCGAAGACCAACAGCGAUGCAAAUUGGAAGGAUGCAAAGGAAAGCCAAAAACCAAGUGUGAAAAGUGCAACGUCCACCUGUGCAUAUCAAGCACAAAGAACUGUUUCAAAACGUUUCACACGCACUAA
Messenger RNA from Dermacentor andersoni, 690 nucleotides. RefSeq names its product piggyBac transposable element-derived protein 3-like. The record is from RefSeq and is a predicted model, not a curated record. NCBI's taxonomy places the organism in Eukaryota, Metazoa, Arthropoda, Arachnida, Ixodida, Ixodidae.